Jaminaea rosea is the source of this 1584-nucleotide messenger RNA. RefSeq names its product MFS general substrate transporter. Gene Ontology annotation, biological process: transmembrane transport. Lineage: Eukaryota; Fungi; Basidiomycota; Exobasidiomycetes; Microstromatales. Gene Ontology annotation, molecular function: transmembrane transporter activity. The transcript is spliced from 2 exons. The coding region runs from base 1 to 1584 and encodes 527 amino acids. The record is from RefSeq and is a predicted model, not a curated record.
AUGGCUCCCUCCAUCUCUGCUCCCCCUGGCCCCGGAGCAGACAACAAGUCAGCGGUUCGCGAUGAUCCUGCUUUCCUGAUUGACUUCGCUCCCGAUGAUCCUCGCGACCCACGCAACUGGUCCGAACUCAAGAAAUGGCUCCAACUCAGUCUCUACCUCCUUCCCGAGAUCUGGGCUCAGGUAAUCUCCAGUAUCUUCGCCCCUGCCACCCCCUCAUCAGCCGAAGCAGUAGGCGUCAGCGAAGCGGCAAUGCGAACUGUCCAGGCCAUUUACCUCUACGGGUUCGCUGUAGGACCCAUCGUGACGGCACCUGUAUCGGAGGACUACGGGAGACGGUACAUCCUGUUCUUCUCCGUCUUCAUGGUCGGAAUCUGCCAGCUACCAUGCGCUCUUGCGGGCAGCAUAGCCCUUAUGCUCCCCUUUCGCUUCGUUGCUGGCUUCUUCGCGGCGUGCACUUUCAACUCGAUCGGCAACGUGGGCGACAUGUGGUCCCCAGAUGACCAGGCUUGGGGAGUCAAUGCCUUCGCCCUAGCGGCGGAGACGGGCGCAUAUCUGGGAUCCGUCAUUGGCGGGUACAUUGUACAGAACAUUGGCUGGCGUUGGACCUUUGGCGCUGCUGGGCUGGGGAUGGCACUUGUGCUCAUUCUGCUGGUGUGCUUCACCCAGGAGACGCGAGGCGGGAUCAUUCUUGCAAAGGUGGCAAAACAGAAGCGCAAGGAGACGGGAGAUGAGCGCUGGUACUGCGCGCAUGAGAGGGAGGUUCAAGCCAAGAGCAUUAGAGAUACCUUGACCGAGACGCUUGGACGGCCGAUUUGGAUGCUGUUCAGUGAGCCGAUCGUGGUGGCUACGUCGCUCUACGAUGGGUUCAACUACUGCAUCAUCUAUGCCUUCAUUCUGGGCUUCGCACUUGUCUACGGCAAAUUGUACGGCUUCUCCAUCGGCAACGAGAACCUCCCCUUCCUCGCCGUCUUCAUCGGCGCUGUCAUUGGCUUCUUGGCCCUCCCCGCUCAGCUGGCAUGGCAGCGUCGCUGCGUGCGCAAGAAAGGCGAGCUUGGCCCCGAAGAUCGUCUGGGUUGGCUGGCCACCGCGCCCUUGUUCCCCAUCAGUCUCUUCUGGUUCGCAUGGACCGCUGCGCCUAAUAUUCACUGGAGCUCGUCGGUCAUCGCCACGGCCAUCUUUGGCUUCUCGAGCCAUAUCAUCUUCGUGGCCGUAAGUGAUUAUACGGCUGCAUGCUACUCUCGUUUUGCGGCCAGCGCUGUAGGGGCACAGUCGCUCAUGAGGGAGAUCUUCUCGGGGAGCUUCACGCUGUUUGUGGUGCAGGCCUACGAGAACGUCCACUGGAAGACGGCAGCGCCUUACUCCGGCUUCGGGACCAUCCUGGGCAUCAUCGCUAUCAUUCUCUCCCUCCUGCCUUACGCAUUGUAUGUCUACGGCCCCAAGCUGAGGGCCCGGUCGCCCUUUUGUGUAUCGCAGAUCCAAGAGUCAAAGGAGCGCAAGGAGAAGAAGGAGGGGUUGCGCGAUGUGGUGGAGACGGCUGGUGCGCCGCCUGGGGCGGAGAAGAGAGGUGCGGGUGCUUCAGCCUGA